Debaryomyces hansenii CBS767 is the source of this 750-nucleotide messenger RNA. RefSeq lists its product as uncharacterized. Bases 1 to 750 code for a protein of 249 amino acids. The record is from RefSeq and is a predicted model, not a curated record. The transcript has a single exon. NCBI's taxonomy places the organism in Eukaryota, Fungi, Ascomycota, Pichiomycetes, Serinales, Debaryomycetaceae.
AUGUUUGAGGACCAAUAUCUAGAUAUUUUCAUGAAAAUAUCGUACCAUAUACUCACCAGAGAUAAUAGUUCCAAGAAACCGUACAAACAAUUUUGUCUUCAAUAUUGCAACCAGUUGAAACGGAUCAUACGCUCGUCUCAGCUUUCAACUAUAAAUCUGAUAAUAAGCUGGUACUACUUAUACAAGUAUGCCAGUAAUACAGUAUGUUCGAUUGAUCUGGAGGAAGGCAUGUCGAUGAUCAGCCAUCUUAUUUUCACGUCUUUCAUAUUGGCCAAUAAAUCCUUCGAUGACCAAUGCUACUCGUGCAAAACUUGGUCAAACAUUGCGAAUAGCAGUGAUACCAAUUACACCUACGAUUUAAAAGUCAUCAAGCAGCUCGAAUCCCACUUUUUGUCCGUGGUUGACUACAAGCUUUCGUUUACAGCAAUCGAUAAUGAUGACUUCUGGACCUUUUUGCAAGUCAUGUUCAACGAUACAAAUCUGUCAAGUCAUGUUCUCCACCACCUCAAGUCCAAAAUUAUUCCUACAACCGACGCGCUGCUAUCCAUUCCUGUUACGCCCAUACUAUAUGACAACUUCACUUCUCCUGCAACUGUUUCACUCAAAUCACCUAUGACUCCAUUAACUCCAUUUUCUCUUGAUAGAAAACGCACAUACAGCAAUAUGGAUUAUGGAAGCAUGGAAAAGUUGUGCAACAGCAUUAAUCUAGACGAGUUUACCAAUUUCGAAUUUGGUUUUACGGCUCAGUAA